Molecule: messenger RNA, 356 nt
Organism: Racocetra fulgida
Lineage: Eukaryota; Fungi; Glomeromycota; Glomeromycetes; Diversisporales; Gigasporaceae
Source: the annotation of a GenBank genome assembly
UGGUACUCUUGGUAGUAGCAGUGCUCUUGGCGGUGGUGGUGUCUCUUGUGGUGCUCCUGGUGGUGCCUCUUGUGGUGCCUCUUGUGGUGCCUCUGGUGGUGCCUUUUGUGGUGCUCCUGGUAGUGCUCUUGGUAAUGGUAGUAUCCUUGGUGGUGGUGGUACCCUUUGUGAUGCUCUUGGUAGUGGUGUCCUUUGUGAUGCCUCUGGUGGUGCCCUUGGUGGUGCUUGUAGUAGUAGUAAUAUUUCUUGCACUCUUGGUGCUCUUGGUAGUGGUGGUACCCUUGGUGGUACUCAUAGUAAACUUGGUGGAGACGAGACUUGGUGGCAACGAGAAAUGAGACUUGGUGGAGACGAGA